Molecule: messenger RNA, 1959 nt
Organism: Phytophthora infestans T30-4
Lineage: Eukaryota; Oomycota; Peronosporomycetes; Peronosporales; Peronosporaceae
Exons: 1
Coding region: 1-1959 (652 amino acids)
Source: RefSeq, a predicted model, not a curated record
AUGGCGACGUACGCUGCCAACCCAGUAGCGGACGAUAGCAAUCUACUCAGCGCGGAUUUCACCCCCAUGCAGAUCGAUCCUGCAUCGGAAAGUACCGACAAUUCUACUGAAUCGAGACUGCAUGCCGUGAAUGUCGCAAUGGGUUGUCCGGAAUUUGAGACAGCAUUCGACAUGGCUACACCCGGAAGUUCCACUCCGUUCCGGUCGUUCACGUUGACCAAAGGUACCGGUUAUGCUUACGUGGCACUACACCUCAGCAAGCUCUGGAUGCCUCGUGGUGCCUCGGUGGUGCUUCGAGCAGUGGAAGGUUUCGACGCUCCGGAUCGUACGCUCAACCUGUCCCUGAACUACCCUAGUGAUAAGGUGCACGGCAACGUUCAGGCUCAGCCUCUUCUUGCAAAAGAGUUUCGCAUCGAAUUCUACCGCAACGCAGGUAGUCUUAACACUACGGACGACGAUGCCGACGUCAUCGCGAACUCCUUUAGUGUAACAAACAGUGACGCCACCUGCUACGGUUUCGUGGUGGACGCGUACUACUAUGUGCUCAUGGAUAAUGACAACCCGAUCUCGGCCACAGACGAGAGUAUCUGCGCUGCGGACAACACCAAAGAGGCUAUUUGCUACUAUGACGACACUAACACCCGGACGGCGUUCUUAGCGGCUCGAUCCGUGGCUCGGUUGCUCAUUCCGAAAGGCUUGGGAGCGUCUGCGGGCUGUACUGGUUGGCUGAUUGGUAACGAAGGACACCUCAUGACGAACCACCACUGCGUGUCCACCGACGACGAAGCGAGUAGCACAACGGUCGAGUUCAUGGCUGAAGCUGAUGUAUGCAGCGACAGCGUCUCGUGUGCCUCAUGGGGGGCGUGUCCAGGCGACCUUGUCUCAAUGAGUGCUGAACUUAUUCACGCUGACGAAGAGCUGGACUACGCCCUACUUAAAGUACCUGAUGAUGGAGCUGCUAUCGCUCAAAAGUACGGUUAUCUGAGACUUAAGACACGUGACGGUGUCGUGGGCGAGCAAGUAUAUAUCCCACAACAUCCGCUGUACAAAGGCAAACGGAUUGCCAUGGUCGACGACUACGCAAACAACGUGGCGUUGCUGAGUCUCAAGGCCAGUUCCUGCGGUGGUUCAGGCUACUCGUACAGCGGGGACACGCAGAGCGGAUCAUCCGGAUCGCCCGUCAUCUCCUUCGCAGACCACGGCGUUAUCGCAUUGCACCACUGCGGCGAGAUGUGUGCUAAUACGGGCGUCCCGGCCAGGCGUAUCAUAGCGGACUUGAUACUAAACGGCAUUGAUGUAGCGGAGUUUGAUGGCGUCGACGAUGGGUCAAACGCUAUGACCAACACGGAGUGUUUCCCAGCGUUUAUCCCGCCUCCUCCUGAGGUCGCUCAACCACUGACACCGCGUCUAACCAUGAACGGCGCUAUCAUCCUCGCGUCCAGCUACGUCAGUAUUGAUUCCGUGAAAUUCACACUGAGCAGCGACGCAGACAUCUCGUUCGACGUGCUAUCAGUUGAGAUCGCAGACAACGACACCUUCUACGAUCUGAACGGCGACUGUCGCGCUUCGUACUUGGAUGCGAUGAUAUAUCUCUUCGCAGAAGGAGACUCCGCAGCCGUCUUCACCGUGGACGACAGUCCAGGUGAUGACGCGACCCAGGACGGAUCUGUCAGCUACCGAGAUCCGUAUAAACGAACGUUCCUUAAGCAAGGAUCCUACACUCUCGCCGUUGCACCAACAGGCGCAAGUGAGGAAGACGCUCGUAUUGGCAAGACAAAGGCUGACUACCCGCCUGAGCUCUACACCUGCCGCGCGCGCGGCUCGUACGGGUCCUACAAGCUGCAGAUCUCCAGUACAGUCGGUGACAACCCGUUCACGUUCACGAGCUUGCCGGCAACGGUAGGCAUCAACCCAGCAUCAUGCAAUAAACCAGCCGAAGCUAUCUGCUCGAGUUAUUAA